AUGCCUCGAUCCGACAGCCCUUCGGCCGCCACAAGCUAUGGUCAGGUCAUCGAGUACAUCCAAGCAGACCGCCUCUACUUGGCUUCAUACACCCACAAACCCAACGCUCAAACGCCAUUUCCUUACACGAAUAAGUCGUCCAGCAAGUCGCCGUCCAAGCGCUCCGCCAGAUCCCAAUCAACCACAACCGCAGCCACCCCUUCGCUGCCUCCCGUAUACUUCUCAGUCGACAAGCACCUGCUUUACAAUGCAUUCCACGCAGACUUUGGCCCGCUGCACAUUGGUCAUCUCUACCGCUUCGCUGUUAUGCUGCAUGAGGUGCUUGGAGAUCCCGAGAACGAGGGAAGACCGGUUGUCUUCUGGUGCAACGCCGACUCAAGGAGUCGCGCAAAUGCUGCGUGCAUUCUUGCUUGCUACAUGAUCUUGAUCCAGAACUGGCCGCCACAUCUUGCCCUGGCCCCCAUCGCCCAGAUGGACCCUCCAUGCAUGCCUUUCCGUGAUGCCGGCUACAGUCAAGCUGAUUAUGGUUUGACCGUCCAAGAUGUCGUCUAUGGUGUGUGGAAGGCAAAGGAGGAAGGUCUCUGUGGCCUCAAGGACUUCAGCCUCGAAGAAUACGAGAAGUACGAAAGAGUCGACAUGGGUGACUUCAACUGGAUUUCUCCUUCCUUCUUGGCCUUUGCAUCUCCUCAACAUCAACCCACUCGCGUCAUCGCUCCCACUGACCCCGAAUGGGCCACUCUUCCUCGCUCCCUUUCUGCUCUUAGCCGUUCGACCUCCGUGCCCCAACCUUUCAAGAACGUUCUCUCACACUUCGUCGAGCGCGGCAUUGGUCUCGUCGUGCGUCUCAACUCGGAGCUGUACUCACCCUCGUACUUCCAAGCUCUGGGCAUCAAGCACCUGGACAUGAUCUUUGACGACGGCACCUGCCCUCCUUUGAGUUUGGUUCGCAAGUUUGUCAACCUCGCACACGAGAUGAUUACAGUGAAGCGCAAGGGAAUCGCUGUCCAUUGCAAGGCUGGUCUUGGAAGAACCGGCUGCCUCAUUGGCGCAUAUCUGAUCUACAAGCAUGGCUUCACUGCCAACGAGAUUAUCGCAUACAUGCGCUUCAUGCGCCCCGGAAUGGUUGUUGGCCCUCAGCAACACUGGCUUCAUCUCAACCAGGGCACUUUCCGAGAGUGGUGGUUCGAGGACACCAUGAGAGAGAAGAUCGCUGCUUCCAUGGUCCCCGCAACUCCCACCAAGGCUACUUCUGGAAACAGCAGACGCCUUGCCAGCAAUGGACAGACCUUUACUCCUCCCAAUGGCAGCACCAAACGCGCGGCUCUUGGUGAAAUCAGCCACAUCAACGAGCAAGAGCCUGCAUCUUUCGCCAGCAGCACCAACAAGUACGCUGUCAACGACGAGAAUCUGCCAGCACCCACACCCGGUCAACCUCGUAAAACUAGCAAGGUUUAUGGCCAUGUCACCGGACGCAAGGUCACGAGAACGGAGAACGAGCCCUUUGAGAUCAGACCAGAUACCGAGAUUGUCAGCAUGCAGCGCACAAGCAUGGGUGAGAGCGAAAGCGAGGAAGACCAGGCACUGCGUGCAUUGACCUCAUCACGAAAAGCAUCACAAUCUCCCAUCAGCCGCAGCGGCAAGCGUCGGGCGGUUAGCUGCACCACGACGACCACCACGACAACAAAGUGGGGUGUGGACGAGAGCGACGUAGAGAAUCGUCUCGCAGAGAUUCACGAAGACUCGGCAAGCCCUCGCAAGCCCAAGACCCCUUCGACUAGAUCUGGCAAGGGCGACAUCAGCAUUGGCAAGCGUAGCUCACCAUCACGUCGCAGCACCGAAGGCAAGACCAGCGUCCGCAAAACAAGUGGUCGUGUCGGCAGCGUGGGCGCCAACGUUCCUCGCACCCGCGCUUCAUGA
Aureobasidium namibiae CBS 147.97 is the source of this 1917-nucleotide messenger RNA. Its product is annotated as tyrosine-protein phosphatase CDC14. The transcript is spliced from 4 exons. Bases 1 to 1917 code for a protein of 638 amino acids. The record is from RefSeq and is a predicted model, not a curated record. Gene Ontology annotation, biological process: microtubule cytoskeleton organization; protein dephosphorylation; regulation of exit from mitosis. Gene Ontology annotation, cellular component: mitotic spindle midzone; centrosome; mitotic spindle. NCBI's taxonomy places the organism in Eukaryota, Fungi, Ascomycota, Dothideomycetes, Dothideales, Saccotheciaceae. Gene Ontology annotation, molecular function: protein serine/threonine phosphatase activity; protein tyrosine/serine/threonine phosphatase activity.